AGAGAGAGAGAGAGAGAGAGCAGACAAAAAUGGCUCAGAUGGAGAAGAUACAAAGACAAAUGGAAAGUCGAACUACACCUAAUACACCAACAGCACAACAACUUCUCAACGAUGAUGCUGGGUGGUCAGCACCAACGACACCGUCGUUAGGGUUAUACGAAGAAGAUCAUAGCCAGCAUUCCAAGAAAUCGGUUCUGGCAAAAGUGAAAGACAGGGCUAAGAAAUGGAAACACACUCUUUCUAAGAAAAAGCACAAUCCUGAUGAUAACACCACUCCUACAUGGGGUGUUAAGUUGGAAGAUGAUGACGAUCAAGAAGACGAACCUGAAUAUUUGGGAGCUCCCAGUAACUAUAUUUACUCUAUAUCUCCUUCUCCCUUUCUCUUGUUUAAAGUUAAUGGGCGCCAAUUUUUUUGA
Molecule: messenger RNA, 416 nt
Organism: Macadamia integrifolia
Lineage: Eukaryota; Viridiplantae; Streptophyta; Magnoliopsida; Proteales; Proteaceae
Exons: 2
Coding region: 30-416 (128 amino acids)
Biological process (GO): response to abscisic acid
Source: RefSeq, a predicted model, not a curated record